AUGUGGUGGCAGAGACUGCGCCAUGUGGCGGGCAGAGACUGCGCCAUGUGGCAGGCUCUGGCUGAGGUGUGCAACACGAAUGCUAAUUCGUCCCGAGCACUAGCCUCACGUCACACCUUGCCCAACAUCUCACGUCACGCCUCACACCCAAUAUCUUACGUCACGAAGCUGUCACGGGCGCAGCGUCGGCUGAGCAACAGCCUGAGCGUGUUCAAGUUCGAGUGCAUCGGCAGCAGUCAGACCGACGAUGAGAUCGUCAUCGGCUCGUCCCUCAAGGAGUUCGCCAAGAUCGUCGACAUGGUCGAGGAUGAACGAGAGAGAAUUGCUGACGCCAGCGUGGAGAUGGAGCAGCGGUUCUUCGCUCAAGCGUCCCUGGAGUACGUCUUCUUGCUGCAGGAAGUGCAGGAGCGGAAAAAAUUCGAAUUUGUAGAAACUUUGUUAAGUUACAUGUACAGCUGGCUGACGUUCUACCAUCAAGGACACGAAGUUUUCAAUGACUGCAACCCUUACCUCAAGGACCUGCAAGUGCGCCUACAGCGGACACGGGAGAAUUUCAUGUCGACGCGCCAGGAAGCCGUGCAGCUCAAGAACAAGAUGCUCGAGAAAAAUUCCGAUCCUGGAAGCAUGGACAAAAUGUACACACGACAAGGAUAUCUUUUUCUCAUGGAGAAAAAGGCAUUCGGCACGACGUGGACCAAGCAUUACUGCCAGUACCAGAAGAAGAGUCGCAUAUUCACAAUGAUUCCAUACAAUCAAGUACAACAGAAAAUCACGUCUACGGAGACGCUGAUGCUGAAGUCGUGCGUGCGGCGCAUGUCUGAGAGCAUAGACAAGCGCUUCUGCUUCGACCUCACAGCGCAGGACCGCGAGAAGCUCGGCGUCGUGUACACGCUGCAGGCGCUCUGUGAGGAGGACCUCAAGCUCUGGAUGGACGCUAUGGACGGCAAGGAACCUGUCUCAUCACCGCUGUACGCACAGCCCCGCGUAGGGCAGGAUCAGACCGAGCUCGACGCGUACGGCUUGGCGUUCAUCAGCCGCGCCAUCGCCGCGCUCGAGGCCAGAGGACUGGAGGACCACGGCCUCUACCGCCUCGUCGGCGUCUCCAGCAAGGUCUCCAAGCUGCUGGCUCAAGGGCUGGACCCUCAGCGGUGCACCAAGCUCUGUCUCGACGACCCUGCCGAGUGGGAGACUAAAACCAUCACGUCUGCUGUCAAACAAUAUUUCCGUAACCUUCCUGAACCUCUCAUGACCUACGCACUCCACAACGAUUUUAUUACGGCCGCAAAGACUGUGCGUCUGGCGUCUCGGGUGGCAGCCAUACAAGAGCUCGUACAGAGACUGCCUAAUGACAACAGAGUUGUUCUAGAGAAACUCCUCCAUCAUCUCUGCCAAGUGGCGCGCAAGAGCGACAAGAACCUGAUGACGGUGAGCAACCUGGGCGUGUGCUUCGGGCCGACGCUGCUGCGGCCUGAGGAGGAGACCGUCGCCGCCAUCAUGGACAUCAAGUUCUGCAACAUCGUCGUCGAGAUUCUUAUCGAACAUUACGAUAAGAUUUUCGGCGGCGGGACUGGCAACGAAGUCGCGUCGUGGGAGACCUCGCGCCUGCACGACUCCCGCAGCCACUCCACUCUCCUAAGGCUCCCUUCAUUCAACACGAGCGAGCCUCAGAGCGUGCACUUCGGUGGUGCAGCGACCGCCUCUCCUUCUCCCUCAGCUGCUCUGCUGCGUUCUGAAGGCAGCUCCAACCUGAAGCAGCAGCCGCAGCAAUAUUCCCAAGUUUAUUCGAAUUUAUCGAUGCCUCCGUGGAGCCACAGCGCCUCGAAUACGAGCCUAAAUUCUGCAGGUGGAGGUGGUCACUCCGUGUCGAGUCAACCCGGACAGCUGCGGGACCUGUCCAGUGGAGGAUACGACAGCAGUUCUGCGCCUCGCCAUCAUCGCACUUACCGCCCUCAUGCUUCCUCCUCCAACGCCGCUACUACAAGUAAUGCUGCCACCACUGCCACAACAAAUGCUGCCACCGCCGCCACAAUUACUGCUGCCACCGCCGCCACAGCACUCAAUGCUGCCACCAACACAAUAAAUCUCGCUGGCGCAGAGCUCGAGCUCCCAAGUGCCCCUGCCACGGCCUCGUCGCCGCGGCACGUCGCACGGGCCGCGCUGCUCCAAGACGUCCCCGCGCCAGCAGGCGACGUUUGCUCGCCGUCUGUGCGCUGUAACGUGGCCGCCGCCAUCGCCACCAUGGCAGGCGCUCCGUUUUCUAUGAUAAAUCCCCUCAUUGGAGGUGACCGCAACGAUGGUGCGGUGAGCACGAGUAGUUCAAGCGAGUCGCUGUGCUCGCGCUCCUCCAGAGAACAAACAACCAGCACCUCCCUCCACCAUCACCAUCCUUCUCACCACCCUCCUCCUCCUGCACCACACCUACAUCACCAUCAUCACCCCCAGCAGAAAGGUCCUCCUCUCUACCAACAACCCAAAGCUCAGCAGUUGGGCGGGGGUGGCGGCUCGUCUCCACCGCUGCCACGACCGCGUCUCGGGACGGCGUAUCCUCCAACCUUCCGCCAGCACAUGGAGACGCUCUGCAAAAGGCAAUCGUUGGAACAACUAUACUCAUCCAUGAACUCGCUGAGUGCAGGAGGCGGCCUGGCGUCCCAGAGUUUACUGUCCUCUCUUCCUGCGGCCAUGAACAACAACAACAACAACCAUGUCGCUUCCUCGACCGUUGCCAAGGCGACCAAUGGCACGUCUCCAGCGCUCAGCAGGGUGGUGCGGACGCUGUACGCGUGCGUCGGGGAAAAUGAUUCUGAACUUUCCUUCGAUGCCAACGUCUACCUCACCAAUGUGCACUCUUCACGAGAGCCCGGUUGGCUGGAAGGAAGCUUGGAUGGCCGCACGGGACUCGUGCCGGAGAAUUACGUCGAGUUUGUGGACGAGAAGAAUCUGCCCUCGCAUCUUAGACAAAGUCCUGUGGCAUCACUGACUAAAACUGACGUGUAGUUUUGUUCUCUUUUUUGUUCUCGAUAGCUAAUCAUUCCUGCACUUCUUUGUGCUUAUGAGUUGUACAUUCGUUAAGUCUGAGGCUACGCAUCAGUCACGUGUAAGAUUAUAUCAUUACUGAAGUAAGUGAGUUGUCUUGCAUUGUUGAAACGAUGGUUAGAAAUCAAAACUAAUUCAGUCCAGACAACGGCUUGUUGACUUGGAUUCUGCAGGACGCGCCCUGAGAACCCUGCGCUGCUCUUGCCCCUACUGGCAAGACGCACACGGAAAUGAGGGCUCAUUUCCUUCAAUAUCUUAGAGGGCAUGCAAGAUAGUGCGAAUGCACUUUUUAUUAACACGUUUUUCUUAGCUUAGCUUCGCGUUUGUUUGUUUGUU
Molecule: messenger RNA, 3369 nt
Organism: Hyalella azteca
Lineage: Eukaryota; Metazoa; Arthropoda; Malacostraca; Amphipoda; Hyalellidae
Gene: Graf
Product: rho GTPase-activating protein 26
Biological process (GO): signal transduction
Cellular component (GO): cytoplasm
Molecular function (GO): protein binding; GTPase activator activity
Source: RefSeq, a predicted model, not a curated record